GCAGUUAAGGUUGAGCCAAGUUCACCUGUGAUCAACAAAUCGAACCAAAAUAUCUUCAAAAUUUCAAGUAUAAAAUAGCUAAUUGUAAGCAAUGCCAUUAAUUGAUAACAAAAAAAUGGAGCUCAACUCUCCUGAAAAUUGUCGGACGUGUGUUGACUUCAAGACAUGGACGAAACAACAGAGAAAAGCUUUGUCAACCUCUGAGAAAAAAGAUGUAAAGAAACAAGAACAAACAGAGCCUCCAAGACGAGAUGAUUGUCCUUGGGAUAAGGACGCAUUGGGCAGAUCAACAUGGGGUCUUCUACAUACCAUGGCAGCAACUUUUCCGAAUGAACCUUCAUCACAACAACAAAAUGACAUUAAAGGCUUCUUCCAUAUACUUUCGAGACUUUAUCCUUGUGAAUACUGUGCAAAAGAUUUCAGAAAAGAAUUGAAAGAACAUCCACCGCAAGUUAAAUCUCAACAAGAACUUUCACAAUGGCUUUGUAAAUUACACAACAAAGUCAAUGUAAAGAUAGGCAAACCUGAAUUUGAUUGUUCAAAAGUUAAUGAACGAUGGCGUGAUGGUUGGUUGGAUGGAUCAUGUGAUUAACUUUCUUAAACUUUUUGGUGUUUUUGAGUUAGAAAAAUUUGAUUUUAGUAAAUAAAAACGAAAUAAUUUUUUAAAUGUGA
Messenger RNA from Clunio marinus, 672 nucleotides. Lineage: Eukaryota; Metazoa; Arthropoda; Insecta; Diptera; Chironomidae. The record is from the annotation of a GenBank genome assembly.